CCGCGCAUGCGCCCCUGGCCGGAAGCAGGCCGGGGUGGUGCAGCGGCGGCCAUGGCGAUGGCGGAGAAGUUCGACUCCCUGGAGGAGCACCUGGAGAAGUUCGUGGAGAACAUUCGGCAGCUCGGCAUCAUUGUCAGCGACUUCCAGCCCAGCAGCCAGACGGGGCUCAAUCAGAAAUUGAAUUUCAUGGUGACGGGCUUGCAGGAUAUCGACAAAUGCCGGCAGCAGCUUCACGAUAUCAGCGUGCCUUUGGAAGUCUUUGAAUACAUCGAUCAAGGCCGCAACCCUCAGCUCUACACUAAAGAGUGUCUGGAGCGAGCUUUGGCUAAAAAUGAGCAAGUAAAAGGAAAAAUUGACACAAUGAAGAAAUUUAAAAGCCUAUUAAUUCAAGAACUGACAAAGGUGUUCCCAGAAGACAUGGCAAAGUACAAAGCUAUUCGAGGAGAAGAUCCUCCUCCCUAAGUUGGCCUUCGAUAGCUUUAAAAAUAUCCCAUAAACUGACACCACCUUAUAAAAACACUGAUUGGAGAGAGGGGGAAUCCAGGCCCUCAUAACUGUAUUAAAAAUGGCAGUGAUGGACUGUAAAGGAGCUUGAUGAUUGUUGAUGGUUCUGGUCUGAAGCUGCUUUAUCUUUCUGAAGACUUCUACUCAGACACUGUAGUUGAAACUUCCUGUGGUAAUCUGCUUUUCUUUCCUGAAAGGUUUUGGAGAUUUGUAAAUGCCUACAGGUCAUCAAUACAGAGCAUUUCCCACAAAGUGCAUUUCCAGAGCAGAAAAACACGUUUUUUUGGCCUCUGAAAACUGUGCCUCAGGAUUGUGCACUCGUCUGUUUUUAAGAGAAAUGCAUUUAUUACACUUGAUUAUUUUUCAUUUGUAAACUUUGGGGUUUUUUUAAUUGCAGUACAAACAGUUGGCUGCUUUUGUCUUGCCAAAUUCUGUUGAGCAGGAGUCUGUCAAGGGCUGCAGUUUUCAUGUGUCAUAAUUAGUUGCAACCAGGAAAACCUUCAGAUGUUUUAUUUUGUUCUAUGAGCUACAGUGCAGGUGGCUGAGGAUAGAGUAAGUGAGCAUACCUGGAGACUAUCUCCUCAGCAACUUUAAUGUUUUGUGCAGUAUUUAAUGUAAGCUUUUGUUUAUUCAUAUUCUGCAAACACGUUGUUGAAUAAAAUUUGAAAAAAUCUAAAUCCUGAUGUUUUUCUGUUGUAUGCUGCUCUUUGGAGUGUGAACUGAAAGCUGUGAAAAAAUAGCAUAUUCCUCAGUUCCACCGUUUUAGAAAUAAAAUGUAUAUCAAAACUUGGCUGUUAAAAUUU
Messenger RNA from Neopelma chrysocephalum (saffron-crested tyrant-manakin), 1307 nucleotides. RefSeq names its product mediator complex subunit 10 (gene MED10). The transcript has 4 exons. NCBI's taxonomy places the organism in Eukaryota, Metazoa, Chordata, Aves, Passeriformes, Pipridae. Bases 7 to 462 code for a protein of 151 amino acids. Gene Ontology annotation, biological process: positive regulation of transcription by RNA polymerase II. Gene Ontology annotation, molecular function: transcription coregulator activity. Gene Ontology annotation, cellular component: mediator complex; chromatin. The record is from RefSeq and is a predicted model, not a curated record.